This is a messenger RNA of Paramacrobiotus metropolitanus, 542 nucleotides long. RefSeq lists its product as uncharacterized. Bases 3 to 542 code for a protein of 179 amino acids. The transcript has 5 exons. NCBI's taxonomy places the organism in Eukaryota, Metazoa, Tardigrada, Eutardigrada, Parachela, Macrobiotidae. The record is from RefSeq and is a predicted model, not a curated record.
UGAUGAAAGCGGAUGUUGGAACCGAUUUUACCAGCCUGACCUAUAAGGAUGCCAAACCGGUGACAGGGGAUGACUUACGCACCUUCUACUACCUUACUUGCGCAUAUUUUCAAAACAACGACGGCAGUAAAUCCUUCACAUGCAAUAGCUACGAGUACUGCUCCAAAAAUGGCGACAAGUUAGACUGCGCUGAAGUCCCAACAUACGGCGGGUCGUGGUCGGGAGACCUUCAGAUCGGAUUAAAGGCCACAUUUGACUACGAUCGUUCUAAAAACAAGAAGAGGGGCGAGGGUUGUUUGACUGGUGGAACGGCCACAACUGCGGGAACGAAUACCGGCAACUGCAAUUGCAAACAAGCUCGCGAGGAAGCCUUCCAGCCUCUGUCGCUGGACACGUACGGGCCUUUCUGCACCGCCGACGGUAAAUUCGCCAAGCGCCAGUACGACCCGCGUAUCAACCGAGUGUGGUGUGUGGAUGCAAAUUACAAGCCGACGUCAUCUCCUGCUGUUAAAGUUCCGCAAGGACGCAUUCCCACAUGUUAA